This is a messenger RNA of Venustampulla echinocandica, 747 nucleotides long. RefSeq lists its product as uncharacterized. Gene Ontology annotation, biological process: mRNA splicing, via spliceosome. The record is from RefSeq and is a predicted model, not a curated record. Bases 1 to 747 code for a protein of 248 amino acids. The transcript is spliced from 5 exons. NCBI's taxonomy places the organism in Eukaryota, Fungi, Ascomycota, Leotiomycetes, Helotiales, Pleuroascaceae. Gene Ontology annotation, cellular component: U2 snRNP. Gene Ontology annotation, molecular function: protein binding; U2 snRNA binding.
AUGAGACUCACAGCUGAGCUCAUCCAAAACUCCCUCUCCUACCUGAACCCGCUCAAGGAGCGAGAACUAGAUCUGCGAGGACACAGGAUCCCAACGAUUGAGAACCUCGGUGUUGCGGGGCCUCAUGACGCUAUCGAUUUCACCGACAAUGAUAUCCAGAUGCUAGGGAAUUUCCCGCUGUCGCCACGGCUGCGAACCCUCUUGUUGGCACGCAAUAGAGUCGCCGGUAUACAGCCUACGCUUGCGAAUUCGCUGCCUAACCUUACGACUCUGGUUCUUAAUUCGAAUAAUUUUGCCGAGCUGGCGGAUCUGGAUGUUCUGUCUACGUUUCCGCGACUUACACAUCUGGUCUUGAUGGAGAAUCCAGUGACGAGGAAAGAGCAUUGUCGACUUUGGGUUGUUUGGAGAUGUCCUAGUGUGAGGUUCUUGGAUUAUAGGAAGGUAAAGGAUGUGGAGCGGAACAAAGCAAAGGAGUUGUUCGGGACUACUGAGGAGCCGUCAGCGCUUGCUUCAAAGAUUAUGGGCAUCAAAUCACGGACAUUUGAUGUGCCAUCAGCGAACGGUGUCUCGGCGAAUCUGAGUUCAAAGAAUUACCGCGUCAAGCUUACCGAUAAGGAACGCAUGAGGGUCGAGGAGCUGAUUAGGAAUGCGAAGAGUUUGCAGGAUAUUCAACGCUUGGAGAAGGAGCUUAAUGAAGGACGAGUACCCGCUGCAGCUCAGGUGCAUGAUGAUGCUAUGGAGGAGUAG